GCCGCAUUGAGUCGGACAACACUUGCCGAUUCCAGCACAAUGCGCGUCAAGGUAGCAGGAACGUCCGCAGAAUUGUACAGAUGGAAGGAAAUAAUUUAUGGCGUAGAGGAGCGUAUUCUUUCGAUGAGGCUGUGGGAUGUACGUUAGUGCGACUGCCUGUGACCUCAUGUCAACAUAUGGACGGAUAUUUCCGUUUCGUGUUGGCAACAGCAUACUGUGCAGCGCUUGCAACGGAAGACACGUGAAAACACAUUCCAGAAACGAAUCUAGACUUCACAAAUACAGUCGGGUAUCUGUCUUUCGCAUCUUCUGCAAUAUAUCGUGACGGAAUCUCGAUCGACCGGGUGAAAAGCGACAAGAUUCCGACGAGAUAUUCAGGAAUCGAAUAGCAUAAGCAGCGGUUACAUUUUUGCCUGAUUGCAUCUGGAACACGUCAAAGGGGAAAAGGAGGGCAAAGGAUUUCGAGAGGAGUCACGCGAAAUGAGUGUCGAGGACGCCAUCAAUUACUCGCCCAGCGAGGAGGAGGACUAUUACGCGCUGUUAUCCUGCGACGAAUCUUCCACGGUCGAGCAGAUCACAGCGGAGUAUAAGGUGUUAGCUCUUCAGUAUCAUCCGGAUAAGAACGACGGUGACAAGGAGGCCGAGAAGAAGUUUCAACAGUUGAAGUACGCGAAAGAGGUUCUAUGCGACCCUGAAAAAAGGAGCAAUUACGACAAAUGGCGGAAUAGCGGUAUCAAGAUCAGUUACAAGCAGUGGCUCGGUAUGAAGGAGCAUGUGCAGCAGACUAUGCACUGGAGCACGCCGAAGACAAAGGACAGAAUGUUGCCGGAUACGACUGGAGAGGCGGGCGGUUCACCGGCUCACCUGAGAGGUCACCCUACAAACGCACAUAGAAGAGCUUCGGAGGGUGGCGCCAUGAAUCUUUACUACCGUUCGGGUCAUGGCGUACCAUUCGACUAUCAGGAGACCAAUGAGGUCGUCAGUAAGUUUCGCAAUUAUGAGAUUUAAAAGAUCCCCUGGGUAAAACUCUCAUUGGAACCGACUCCAUUGUACCAGAUGUCCUUAUGAAAGCAGGAAAAAUGUUGUACUAGACAAAUAUCUACCUGUAUACAAGUGUACGGGGCGUUGGUCAGAUCGCGUCAGCACACACACACACACACACACACGCAUAUCAAUGUGCUUAAAAACGAUGAGUGAGAGACGCGAGCGUGAGUUUCAUCGUCCGCCAUUAUUAAUGACGUUCUUUUUUGCUCUCUUCACACGCAACUUUGCAGUCGCGAAAUUUUUAUUGCUAUUGCAUCAGCGCUGUUCUGUAUUAUGUAUACUCGCGAAUCUAAGCGGUCUGACAGCUUCGGAAAAUAGUUGAAUGAUCACAAAUUAUUCUUCUCUGCGCGUGAAAAUGAUUCCGCGGAGUACACGUUUGCGUUCUAAAUGCAACAAUCUAUUCUACAUCUUAGAUUCUAUAGAUUCUUAGAUUCGCAGCGUGUUUCUUCGUUCUUCACAACCCAUGCCAAUUUGAUCCAACGAACGACCCCGUACACGCGUACGUGCUCGCGAUCGCGCGCACGUAUUGUGUCGCCUUCAGAUUUAUAUUUUGUUAUACUAUACUAAGCACGAGACGAGAAAAGAAAGGAUCGAGGGGUAACGCUGGGAGUGGAGUUUGAUGCUAUUUAAGCUCUCUUUCUAAAUUCUCUUGAGUAACGUCCGACUCUGAUUGGUCGCGAAAUAUUAUAUACAAAUCGAAUCUCGAUCGCGCAUUCUAUGCAUGUUUCUUGAAUCCUACGAGAUGUUUAGCGACAUUUAAAACGGUGUAGUGUCGGAGAGUUCUUAUAGUUAUCUGUGAUUCCGCGAAUAAAUUUUCCACUAUAGAGAUUAACUGGUCGUUUCAACCGUAAACACUUUGGAACGAAAUAUUUAAGCGUUGCGGAAAUCUUCGUAUCUCUCUAUUUUAAGUACAAUUAUUACGUACAAGAACGGAAUUUUCGUUAUGAAUACAAAUUUGUAUUUCAAAUAUCAAUCGUGUAUUCUUAUCGACCGUUGUUUUCAAUGCGAGUUUGCAGUGUUUGAUAUACGGGUACUGAUUCUGGUUAGAAAUAUUGAAUUAAAAUAUCGUGUAUCUAUGCAAUACGUCAAUGGCGGAAUUAGAAAAUAAUUAAAUCGGAAUCCCGAAUGGACGUUGCAAGCGCCGAGUUUAUCAGGUACAAUGUUUUAAUGGAAAAACGUAAGUAAUGUAACCGUAAAGUCGAUACUCUCUAUCAAAAUAUAAAAUAACGCUAAAAGUGGUAGUCACUAUUGUCAAUUCCCGUAAAGCUGUCCCCAAUAUUUUUAAUUGACGUUUCCAACGUUUUGUUCCGGGAACUCAUUCGUUCAAUCGUCAUCGUUACGACAAUCUUAAUUUCGCAAAACGCUGGAGCGCUUAAAUAUUUCUUUCUAAUAAUGAAACAGAUCGAUGAUGGCGCACUUGUACCUGUGUCCGAUGUCAAACGCAAAAUACAUCGUUCUUUCUCGACGAUAAUUGCGAAGGCUUCCUUCACUCCGUGAAUUAUAAUCGAUUGUGAGACAAUUCGUCGGUUAAUUGCGUUUGGCAUAUAAUUGAAAAUGCCUACUUAUAACCGGUAAUUAAUAAUAACUUAGCAACAGUUAACCUUGUGGAUGUGUCGAUGUGUAUAAUCUUACAAUAAUAUAAUUAACGGUAAGCGCGUCGAGCUCAUUCCUUAUUGAAAUAUAUUUAAUGAGGUCGAUGUUUUUCAGUUUCGGUUUACGCAUUUCUCCAAAUUGAAUGCUCAUUACUAAAUAUACGUACAUCGUGAUUUAAAAUUGUGUUUGAUUUUUUUGAAUAUUUGACGUAUGUGAAGAAAACAAAAUUAGUUUUAAUUACUUUUAAGAGUAUUAUUAAACAUAUCAGUUUUUUAAGAAUCAUAAAGUCAUUUAGAAUUAUAAUUAGUCUGUUUAUGCGUCAUUGUUUUGCCGGUUGCAAUACUGUUAGAUUAAAGAGAGUCCGAAAUUGGACCGAAACGUUUCCUUACUUUGCAUUUCUUUAAUAAAAAUAUUUCUUUGAAUGAAGAGAUUUUAUGCGCUCCGACAUCCGCGCUUUGGUACUUCCGUUAAUAUUUUUUGUUAUUAAUUAUUCGUCACUGUUUAAGAUUUAUAAUUUUUUUAAACUUUUUGAUACGCGAUAAAAGAAUUAAACAUAAGGUUAAAAGAAUAUAAGAUUUUUUAAUCAAAAUUAUGAUGCACGAAUAUCUAAGUACGAUGGGUGUUUAGUAGCUAGAAUUUCAGAUUUAAUAGGCGGAAACAGCUAAACAGAAACUGAGAGACAUUAAUGACGUUGUCUGGAUUAAUGAAUUUUCCCUUCCACAAAAAGGAUGUGAUCUUCUAUAUUCCUUGUCAAGGUCCAAAACAUAUCACGACAGGUCCAUUCAGUCUUCCUGCUUUAUUUCCAAAUUCCGACGAUGGAAUUCUAGCCAAGAUAUGUCUUGUUUGCAUGAAGUAAAAGAAAGCGGAGAAAUAAUUGAGGCUAUUGGGUGAGAACCUGUUUUGCGAUUAAAGGCGCGGUAAAGUGGGAACAAUUAGCAAAUGCCAAUGGAGAUAGGCAAAAUUAACAUUAUUAGUAAUUAGUUUACUGACAUUUUUGUAUUUUAAUUUUAGACUAAAUGUAAUCUUAAUUGUUUAACAUAUUUUCCGCAAAUUCUGAGCGAGGCAAUACAGUGAUUCUUGAAUGAUUUAAAAUUAAAUCAUUAAAAGUUCAACUUUCCCAAAGGUCUCAAUUUCUCGUCCUUGUUUCUAAAUGUUAGAAAUUGCGUUAGUAACAGUAACCUGUUAAAGGAUCCGUCACUGACUAUACAAUUAAUUUCUGCACAUAAUGUCAAACAUAUAAAAUCGAUAUGGGAGCAGAGCAACUAGCAAGUUAUUGUUUGUUUACAUAAUAAUAAAGCUGAACUGCUGUACGCGUGCGCGUAUUUGAAACAAGUAUGUUUAAGAUUUUAAAAAUAAAAUAGAAGAACAGAGAAGUCGGAGGUAAAUAAUUAAAAAUACUUAGAAAUAACAGAGAAAAUAAAGAAUUAUAGUUUUACGCGAGGCGAUCUUUCAAAGUGUCGAGAGCUCGAGAGAUCUCUCACUUUCUUUUGCUUAUUUUUUCUUUACUUUUCUUAGAUCCUUUGUUGAGAGAGUUAAGCGAAAAUAUCCUGCUGCUCGACUUGUCUCCCUACCGACUCUGUAUAAGCUCGACAUUAGUGCGCGGUCAAUCGAAUUAGUCGAACAUGUAAGCGUUCGCUCGCGCUUCGUGGGAUUCGCCGCGCGAUCGAUUCUUCUCGAGACUUGCGACAGGUAGACGGCUAAAUUAAAUGACAUAUCUUCGAUAAGGGAAUCUCUUCUAACAAUUACGCUGCAAGGAGGCAAACGCUGUCGAAUAUACCUCUGGCAUUUCAAUUAACACUAUCUAUCUGGAACAGUGAGAGGAUGUUACUAAUUUUUUUCAUUUCUAAAUUUCUUCUUAACAACAAAACUGUGCGAAACAGCUUAUUUUAUACUUUUGAUUUAUUUUUACGCGCAUUUAUUUUUACGCGCACAAUUAUCUCCUUAAUUGUGUCCAAUAACUCCAAUAACUCAUUCUAUUUAUAUAUGAAAUAUAUAAAUUAAAAUUAGUGAAGUUUAUUAAUAUUUUGCAAUGUGAUUUUGUAUGCCAUUCUCAAUCUUUUACAUUUCGGAUGCACAGCGGAUGAUAUUUGUCAAGCGAUUCUUUUACCAGGAAGCGGAACUAGAUUUAUUCGGAUAAAGUAUCAUCCGAAUAAGAAUCGAACGAGCAAGUCACAAAAAGUUUUAAUCCCGUUGCGAAUACAUCAUGAAGUUUAGAAUAGAUGAAACGGCAUCGGGCAACGGCGUUCACACAAAAUUUCUUUGCACUGGUUUGCCGACUUCUUCAAGCUUCGAAGAAAGUAGCAACUAGGUCGAUAAGUUGUUAAAGUUUGAACGAGGAAUUUGGAGAAAUUAUAUAGACUAUCUAUCUUGUCUCUGGUGCACUGCUAACAGUAUCUUUGUGCACGCGUUAGAGGAAAAUAUAAGAAAUAUUACUGUUUAUUACAAAAAAAUACACAUAUAUAUAUUAGCAUAAAUUUCGCACAAAUAUGCGCGCGAAAGAGAAUAAUGCCUAAGUCAAAAACUUGACUCGAUCGUUAUUACCUCAUUUGAGUGAAUAAGACUGUCGAUUAUGGAUAUCGGAAUUGGAUUAGAUAGCGUCGAUCGACACGGAUAUAAAGAAGGACAUGUUAAACCUUGAAGUCUUUCAGUAAUUCUAUUAUUUUAUAAGAAAAAUGUGACGAUGAAAAACCGCGAGAGCUUUCGCAUGCUCUUGGAGACAUUCCAGUUUGCGACAUAAUUACGCAGACAAGAUUCAGGUCGUGCGACCGAAAGCCCGCUGCUGUCGAAAGUUUACUGGACCAUCCUGUAUAUGUGCUCUAUAUCUAUAUAUUUUUCUAGAUGAGCCCAUGAUUUUGGCCUGUGAAAUGUUGUUUACAUGCCUAUAUCUUACGUACCUAUCUGUCGUUUAUGAUUGACCUAUCGCAAAUUCCUGAGAGAAAGAUCGGAGCCUGUUCAAACGCCUAUCAGUACGAUGCUUACACGGAAAAAACAUUUGUACAGAAAUAUCUAAAAAUUGUGAUAGAUUGGAUACAGAUCUGAUAAUUUUUGUUCGACUAUCAAAAUUUAUCAAUAGAGGUCCACUCGAUUAGAUUGAUAAAACAUGAGAUUAUAUCGCAAACAAAUUCGAGUGCUCUAUUGAUAAAUUUUAAUUGUCCAACAAAAAUUAUUUUUAGAUCUAUAUUUGGCACAAUUUUUAGAUAUUUCGGCAAAAAUGUUCUUUCCAUAUACGAUCGCAGACCUCGAUGUCUCUUUCGUGUUGUACACGCGCGUUUAUGAUACAAUAAUUGGAUAAAAUGGAAUUUACGUGGAAUUAAAAAAAAAAAA
Messenger RNA from Linepithema humile (Argentine ant), 5961 nucleotides. RefSeq names its product DnaJ domain-containing protein (gene jdp). The record is from RefSeq and is a predicted model, not a curated record. NCBI's taxonomy places the organism in Eukaryota, Metazoa, Arthropoda, Insecta, Hymenoptera, Formicidae. Gene Ontology annotation, cellular component: cytoplasm.